UGCCAUGUCGUCAACAAAGUGUCUUACACCUUUUACGGCUACCCCGACAACGAUCCUCCUGGCUCCGACGUCUCCGAAGACUGUGGACGAGGCGUGGCUGCCGGCGGCAUCGGCACCAUCGACAACCCGCUUACCUUCGCUACGGCGCCGGGCGAAUUUGAGAAAUGCGAGAUGGUUUACUCGCCCUACCUUCGCAAGUACCUGAUCAAUGAGGACUACUGCGAGACGUGCACCAAGAACUGGAAGAACCACAUCUGGCAUGUCGACGUGUGGUUGGGAGGAAACUCGACCACGUACGCCAAGGAGCAGCUGAAGUGCGAGACCAGUCUGACUCCACCGGAGGAGAGUCAGAUUGUUAUCCGGAGCCCAGGCAAGAAUCUGCCUGUUGAUCUUACGUCCUUCUAUCUUGGCGGAUUUUCUGACUGCAGCCUCGAUCACGUUUAUCACGACUAUGAUGCGACGGACUAUUGUUGA
This is a messenger RNA of Aspergillus heteromorphus CBS 117.55, 474 nucleotides long. RefSeq lists its product as uncharacterized. The transcript has 2 exons. NCBI's taxonomy places the organism in Eukaryota, Fungi, Ascomycota, Eurotiomycetes, Eurotiales, Aspergillaceae. The record is from RefSeq and is a predicted model, not a curated record. The annotation marks the transcript as partial.